Molecule: messenger RNA, 486 nt
Organism: Nematolebias whitei (Rio pearlfish)
Lineage: Eukaryota; Metazoa; Chordata; Actinopteri; Cyprinodontiformes; Rivulidae
Product: regulator of G-protein signaling 5
Exons: 5
Coding region: 1-486 (161 amino acids)
Source: RefSeq, a predicted model, not a curated record
AUGUGCAAAGGUCUUUCCUCCCUGCCUUCCUCCUGUCUGGAGAAGGCGAAGGGGAUGAGAGUGAAGCUCAGCCACCUGGCUGAGAUCCACCACAAGCAAAAGGUGCAAGAUGGAAAAGUUCUCCAGGACCUCGAAGCUCUGCUAAACAACAAAAUUGGUCUUCAAGCGUUUCGAGGCUUCCUGCGCUCAGAGUUCAGCGAGGAGAACCUCGAGUUCUGGCUGGCCUGCGAGGACUACAGGGUUUCCUCUUCGAACCUGCAGAAGAUCAAGGCCGGCAGCAUCUACAGCCAGUUCAUCAACCCUGACGCCCCGCUGGAGGUGAACCUGGACGCCGAGACCCGCGAGGCUCUGCUGAGUGUCACGGACUCUCCGUGCGCAGACACUUUUGACGAAGCCCAGCAGAGGAUCUACAGUCUGAUGGCCAAAGAUUCCUUCCCUCGGUUUCUGCGCUCUCAUCACUGCGUGGAGGCCAUCAAAGCUUUAUAA